This is a messenger RNA of Carcharodon carcharias (great white shark), 2731 nucleotides long. RefSeq names its product UFM1-specific ligase 1 (gene ufl1). The transcript has 19 exons. Gene Ontology annotation, biological process: regulation of proteasomal ubiquitin-dependent protein catabolic process; protein K69-linked ufmylation; response to endoplasmic reticulum stress. Lineage: Eukaryota; Metazoa; Chordata; Chondrichthyes; Lamniformes; Lamnidae. The record is from RefSeq and is a predicted model, not a curated record. Gene Ontology annotation, cellular component: endoplasmic reticulum membrane. Gene Ontology annotation, molecular function: UFM1 ligase activity. The coding region runs from base 142 to 2532 and encodes 796 amino acids.
UGUGAAUUUGUUGACGUGUGGCUUUGUCGGAGCGCGAGUGAGCGGCAGAUGGAAUGUGAACGUCACAUAGCGCUGAUUUCGGAGGCGGCUCUGUGAUCGAAUACAGCUCGGAGCACGAGAUAACUUAGACAUCUGUGAGCCAUGGCUGCAGACUGGGACGAAAUCAGGCGGCUGGCAGCCGACUUCCAGAGAGCGCAGUUCGCAAGCACCGUACAGAGGUUGUCUGAACGAAAUUGUAUUGAAAUUGUUGCUAAGUUGAUAGCGGAGAAACAGCUGGAUGUGGUGCACACACUGGAUGGUAAAGAGUAUAUCACUCCUGCUCAAAUUGCCAGAGAGAUACGGGAUGAGCUAUAUGUUAAUGGAGGCAGGAUAAAUAUUGUGGAUCUGCAGAGUAUUCUCAAUGUAGAUCUAACUCACAUUGAGAGCAAAGCAAGUGACAUUGCCAAAUCAGACAGAAGCAUCCAGCUUGUCUUGGGCCAGCUGAUUGAUGAAACCUACCUGGAUCAGAUGGCUGAAGAGGUAAAUGACCGACUGCAGGAAGCUGGGCAGGUGACUGUAGCAGAGCUUUGUAAGUUGUAUGACCUUCCAGCUGACUUUCUAACAGCGGUAUUGUCACAGCGCUUGGGCAGAAUUAUAAACGGACAGAUGGACACCUAUGACCGAGGAGUCAUCUUUACUGAUGCUUUUGUUGCCCAACAUAAGGCACGGAUUCGUGGGCUUUUCAGUGCAAUAACCAGGCCAACACCAAUAAGCUCUUUGAUAACUCAGUAUAAAUUUCAGGAACAUCUUCUUUACUCUUUUCUUGAAGAGUUUAUAACCAGUGGCCGUUUGAAUGGAGCAGUGAUUGGCGGCAGACAGGAUAAGGCUGUUUAUAUUCCUGACAUCUAUUCGAGAACACAAAAUAACUGGGUGGAUUCUUUUUUCAAACAAAACGGCUAUUUGGAAUUUGACACUUUGUACAGACUGGGAAUCCCAGACCCUAUGAAUUACAUAAAGAAGCGAUACAAAUCCGCAUCGAUAACCACCUUGAAGGCUGUUUGUGUUGGACGUACAAUUGUAGAUCAGGUGGAAGCUUCAGUAGAGGAGGCUAUCCGAUCAGGCACCUGGGUGGAUAUACAGCCCCUGUUGCCCAGUUCAUUCUCUGUGGAAGAUGCCUCCAUUUUGCUCCAGCAAAUGAUGAGGACAAUGCAAAACCAUUCUGCUUCCAGGAUUUUUGGGGACACUAUCAUAGUCAGUGAGCAGUUCAUUGGCAGCUGUGCAUCUCUCUUUGAGCAGAUGAUGCAACACAAGGCUGAAAAGGAGGUACAGAACAACCAUGCCCAUGUGUUGACAGAGGAGGACCUGAAGCAGGCUGCAAUUAUUGCUGAAAGUAUGAUUUCAGUUAAAAAGGACAAGCGAGAGGACAAGAAGAAGAAAGCAUCAGAUGGCACUGGAAGUAUCCGAGCAGGAGGUGGUGGUAAUGCUCGAGAAAUCAAGACCAAAAAAACGAAGAAGAAGGGAAAGAGAGAUGAGGAUAGUGACGAAGAGACAUCAGCUACAAGCAAACACAAACAAAAGGAGAUGCUUUUCAUGGCACAAGAAGAAAUUGAAGGUAUUUUGAGGAAUCAUCUUCAAGACUGUCCAGCGGAACUGAUAAGUGAACUUGCAGAACAUUUGACCAGACCUUUGAAUAAAAGCUAUCAAGAGGUAUUGCAUUCCGUGUUCUUGUCCACCGCCACCUCUGCCUCAGGAGCCAGUAGGAAAAAGACUGUAAAAGAGCUGCAGGAGGAGGUUUCGAACUUUCAUAACAACAUAAGAUUGUUUGAGAAAGGAGCCAAACUCUUUCCAGAUGACACACACAGUCAACUAGGAAAACAUUUAAUGAAGACAAUGUGCACCGAUAUUUCCAACCUUCUUUUCAACUUUUUGGCUGGAGAUUUAAUGAUGGCAGUGGAAACCUACACUACAAUAACCCCUGAGCUUAGAUUGAAAAUCUUGGCAAAACUACCUGAGGAAACCAGAGGUCCUCUCACGAAGCUCCAUAAUGUGCUGAAUGGCAAAAGUAUAGAGGAGUUCCUUACCAUAUUGGAUGGUGUGGCAGAAAUCUGUGGAAUUAUGCUCAAAAAGGGAGAUAAAAAGAAAGAAAGGCAAGUCAUUUUCCAGCACAGACAGGCAUUACUUGAACAAGUUAGGGGCACUGAGGACCCGGCACUAGUUUUGCAUCUGACAUCAGUUCUGCUGUUCCAGUUGUCGACACACAACAUGCUUCACGCACCUGGCAGAUGUGUACCACAGAUUAUUUCUUUCCUUGCCACCAAGAUUCCUGAGGAUCAGUACAAACUCCUGUUGAAGUACCAAGGUCUAGUAGUGAAACAACUGGUGGGUCAGCACAGAAAAGCAGGCCAAGGUGAUGAUGACCCUGGCGAAUGCAACAGCAUUGAGAAGGAGGGUGAAUAUGACAUAGAGACAGUUCGAAAGGAGCUGCAAGAACUCACACCAUUCGUCAAAGACCUUGUACUGAAACCCAGAAAAACCUCCCUGACAGAAGAGUGAAAUGCCAGUUGAACUGGGACGUUAUGGGAUGGCCCACACUUACAAAGCAAUGAAUGCAUUAAAUGUUGUAAUUACAUACUUUAAAAAUUCAAACUGUAUCUGAAACACCAUGAACUGCUGAGCUGUAUUAAAUCUUAUUCGUUAAACUAUAUAACAAGAGUGACAGUGAUUAAUUUUAAUAAAAUUUUUGGAACUACCA